GAUUUUUGUCAGCUCUUUUCUUGGUAUCUCAUAAUUAUUUUAGAGGACUAUUAACCCUUUUUUUCCUCUCACAAUUUAUGAAUGGCCCUUUCGAAAUUAAGAAACUUUUUUGCUUUUGAUGAUGAUAUGGACAAAGCAUAAUUAAUGGUUUUUGUUGGUCAAGCGUGUUUUCUCUGAAUGAGUAAUUUUUCCUUCUUUUUUUUUGGUUUUUUUCCAUCUAUAAGGUACUAAUUUUGUCUAAUUUAACAUUUUAGUUUCCAAUGUGUCAUUAUUAUUUACGAUAAGUUUCCACAUAAAGCGUUUUUUGACAUCUUUGUGAGCCAAACUUUGUGGACAAUACUUGUGUUCUUCUGCAACUUAACGAGAGAGAUAUGGUAGGAAGAAGCUGCAGCUUAGAUACGCGUGGACUUGAGUCCACGGAUCUUAGAAUAGCUUUUUAUGAAAUGAAAGAAGAUGUAGAGAGGCUAGAGGGAGAGUUGGAUGCUGAAAGAGAAGCUACUGCUUCGUCAGUGAGCGAAGCCAUGUCCAUGAUACGUAGGCUUCAAGGCGAGAAGGCGAUGCUUGCUAUGGAAGCUAGCCAGUACAAGAGAAUGGUUGAGGAGCGAAUGUCUCUCGCUGAGUUCUCGAUGGAGCUUUUGGAGGAUCUGAAUUACGAGAAAGAUGUUGAAAUCAAGAAUCUUGAGUGUGAAUUACAUGCCUACAGGUGUAAGCUUACGAGCUUGGGAUGUAACGGAACUGAUGAGGAUUGGGUGAGAUUUUGCGAUAGGUCUCAAACGCCGUCUUCUGAAUCGAUUAGUACAGUUCCUGUGGAGAAGGGAGUUAUAGAGCAGAGCUUGGAUUCAAGAAGGGAUAAGGAGAAGGAUAACGAUUUGUAUUGGGAGGGGAUCAAGAAGCUGGACGAGCAAUUGAAAGAGCUUAAGGGUUUUCGAGAUUCUUUAAGAGAACAGUGCAAUACUUUGAAGCAGGAGGCUGAAACUAAGAAUGGAGAAAAGGGUUUGUUGUGUAAACCUGAUUUGUUGGUGAAAAAGAUGUCCAAAAAGUCAUCAAAACAGAGAAGAGACAGAAGCAUCAAAAGAGAUCAUGCGCGGGGGAGUUGUUCUGCAAACGAUUCAGAGUAUCAGGCCGAGUUGCAAAGGUUGAAAGAGAGAAUAGAGCUGCUUGAGCGGGAAAGAUGCAACACAGAGCCAGCUCAAGCUAUUGUAGUAAAGCAAGAAAAUAUGAAUCUGCAGAGAAAAUCAGAAGAAGAGUUAAGAUCUGCAAUGUUUGGUUAUGACUCAGCUACUGUUUCUGUUCAAGAGGCUAUGCUUUACUUCUGGCUAUAAGACACGCCUUUCUUUUUGAGAUAACGAUUUUAGGGCGAGUAUUCCAGACGUUUGAGAAUCUUAUAGUGUGUUAUUGAGAUUAGUGAAGGCGUGAGAUUACUAUUGCACUUGCAUUUGUUUUUUUAGCUUGUAGUAAUUAAGAACCAUAUCUUCUGUAAUGUUUGAGUCUUU
Molecule: messenger RNA, 1493 nt
Organism: Camelina sativa (false flax)
Lineage: Eukaryota; Viridiplantae; Streptophyta; Magnoliopsida; Brassicales; Brassicaceae
Source: RefSeq, a predicted model, not a curated record